Molecule: messenger RNA, 663 nt
Organism: Cavenderia fasciculata
Lineage: Eukaryota; Evosea; Eumycetozoa; Acytosteliales; Cavenderiaceae
Exons: 2
Coding region: 1-663 (220 amino acids)
Source: RefSeq, a predicted model, not a curated record
AUGAAAUCUCUAUUUAUAAUAUUAAUAAUAUCAAUCUUUUAUAUCUCCUCUAAUAAUGCUCAAUUGACUUCAAAUUCUACAAAGUUUUAUUUUAAUGGAGAAUUUAGUUUUGAUACUUUACCAAUUACAAAGAGUCAAUUUAUUAUAACUAGUGGAAUUGCAUUUAUCACUGCUGAGAAGGGAUAUGGAGAUGAUAAACUUGGAUGGACAUUAAACUAUGAUUUGAAAGUCUCUGAUGAGAAUAAAACACUGGCAGUUAAUCGUGUAGAGAUUGGUGGAUUUGCUCAAAAGAAUUAUGAAUCUAGUUUCUAUCACCAGAUCAAUGCAUCCACUGCCUCGGUAAACACUAGUUCAGAGUUUAAAUUGAAUGUUACAGAAUCAUACAAUUCCAAUCACAUCAUUUCAAGCACCAUCAAUCGUGCUCUUGAAAAGGGUGUCAUGGAUUCAAACGACUCUCAAAUGGUCCUUGUCGUCUCCAACUAUAGAGAAUUCAAGGUCAAUGUAACUAAUAAUGGAACAACUACUCUACAAAAUAGUAAUUCUACCACUUAUUAUUCUCGUGCUCAAUUGUAUGCUGGAGAGGAUGUCGAGAGAAGUGGUGCCUUUAAAUUAGUUUCCUCAACCAUUUUACUUUUAUUAAGUAUCUUAAGUUUUUUAAUUUAA